GAGUCCCUGGUCUAUUUUGCCCUUCACAUCCUGGCAGGCUCAGCUGUUGGGUGUUGAUCCUAUAUUCGAUCUGGACAAUGCUGCUUCUGCUCUUCGUGAGUUGGGGAUCUCCGAGUAACCAUAAACGCCACAAGGAUUCUUACUGUUAACGAUGAGUACGGCAGAAGGAACCAGCAGCCUGAGCAUCCUUCGGACCGCAGAAAAUCCACUCGGGAUUCUGUCGGAACAAUCUGCGACAGCUGGCUAGUCAGGCUAGGGUUGCCUUUACAAAAGGGGUGUACACAUGCUCGGAAUAUACCAGUAUCACGAUGUCUGAGAGCGCAAGAUACAAGUGGCCCCUUUCAUUGUAUAAGAAGUCGUGCAAUCUUGGGUCAGAGACUGACCUCCCCUGUCACAUCUUUUCAGUCUUUGGCUCAUGGCUAGUCCAACUGUUACCAACGCGCGUUCCGUGUCCGAACCCACAACGCUGCGCCAAGACGCUAAUACCGAGUCGUCCACAGGCGCAGCUAGUACAAUUGACACAGAACAUAUUUCAGUCAAUGAUGACCCCCGUCAAUGGAGUCCUGCCAGAAAAACAACGACUUUAUGGAUUGUAUCACUGGCUACAAUGGUGUCUGCAUUAGCUUCCAACAUCCAAAAUCCCUCGAACUCAUUGAUAGAAGCAGAUUUACAUGCAACAAGCAGCCAGGUUAGCUGGACAAUGGCGGCGUUCCUGUUCCCACAGGGAAACUUUCCUCUAUUAUGGACCACAGCAAGUGAGAUUAAGGGUCGUAAGCCUGUUUAUCUCGUGGGUUCGGCAUUGUUCGUGGUAGGAAACGUUGCUUUGGCACUUUCAAAGACCAUCGAGGUGAUGAUCGGCAUGCGAGCACUUCAAGCUGCGGGGUCAUGCGCUGCCAUGGCUAUUUCGGCCGCGACCCUGGCUGAUAUCUACGACACUCAUGAGCGAGGGACCAUGAUGGGUAUUUUCUUUGCUGCACCUCUCUUGGGACCCGCCCUGGGCCCUAUACUCGGCGGCUCGUUGUCACAAGCCUUCGACUGGCGCGCCUGUUUCUACUUCCUGCUUGUCUGUGCAGCAGUCGUAUUCUUGUCCUUCCUCAUCCUGUUCAAGGAUACACACCGACGUGAACGGAGUCUAGCCUAUCGCUCCGCUUUUCAGCGACAUGCUUCCAAAGAACGCGUUCGGAGUCCAAACGAAUCUAUCAUAGCUGGGAAUGAGUCCAGCAAGGACCAAACACCUGUCAAGGACGCCGAGAAGCAGCUCCAAUCGCUGGAAUAUAUCUCAGCGGUCACUUCUAAAACAGGGCUGGACGAUGUCAAACUAUCAUUCAAAGACAUCAAUCCCUUUCCGCCAUACUUGCGAAUUCUGUCGCGCAAGAACAAUGUUUUAAUUCUUAUUACUAACGGACUUAUCUUCGGAUUUAGCUAUUCCCUUUCAUACACGUGUUGCCGCACUCUGGCCGGUCGAUAUGGUUAUAGAGCUUUUAGGAUUGGCUUGGUCUUACUUUGGCUUGGUAUAGGAAGUAUCGCUGGGAGUGUGAUUGGCGGCCGUUGGUCCGACCGAGUGCUUGCGAAGAUGAUGGAAGCGAACGGGGGCAAAUGCUACGCAGAAAUGCGCUUAGAGAGCUCGAAACUGGUGAUGCCAUGGGUACCUCUGUCUGUCAUCGGUUAUGCUUGGGUGUGCGAAAAGCAUGUCAACGUCACUGUCAUCUGCGUCAUGCUCGUGCUUAUUGGAUUCACCUCUACAUGGAUGUAUACGUGUACAUUGACAUACCUCGUUGAUGCCAAUCCUGGCCGCUCGUGCACAGCGGUUGCUGUAAAUAGUUCGUUCCGAGGAUUCUUUUCCUUUGUUUCAGUUAUGAUUGCUGUACCGCUUCAAGAUGCUCUAGGAGAUGGGGGAUUGUAUUCAGCCUGGGGUGGCGUAUUCGUGAUGACAGAAUUAUUAGUUAUAUUGGUACUGCGCAAGGGAGAAUCAUGGCGCAAGGAAAGUGAAGGGCCUGAAUUUGAAUGCUAAAAGAAUUAUGAAUCGGCAUCUUCCACCACACUCAUGGAUAACGCGAUUUACAGGGGGCCCGACGUUCGAGUUAAAACGAUAAUAUCAAGUCCCAAGUAUAUGACUUAGGCUACAUGUAUUUUGGUUUACAUUGUACGGAUUCUAAAUAACAUAGAGGAUUGCAUAGACUUACCCAAGGCUAAUCAUAGUGAUCGAUCAAGAUACAUUUCGGACCACGCUGG
Suillus fuscotomentosus is the source of this 2232-nucleotide messenger RNA. RefSeq names its product vacuolar DHA amino acid exporter. Bases 416 to 2011 code for a protein of 531 amino acids. Gene Ontology annotation, molecular function: transmembrane transporter activity. Gene Ontology annotation, biological process: transmembrane transport. Lineage: Eukaryota; Fungi; Basidiomycota; Agaricomycetes; Boletales; Suillaceae. The transcript has 10 exons. The record is from RefSeq and is a predicted model, not a curated record.